Orbilia oligospora ATCC 24927 is the source of this 627-nucleotide messenger RNA. RefSeq lists its product as uncharacterized. The coding region runs from base 1 to 627 and encodes 208 amino acids. Lineage: Eukaryota; Fungi; Ascomycota; Orbiliomycetes; Orbiliales; Orbiliaceae. The record is from RefSeq and is a predicted model, not a curated record. The transcript has a single exon.
AUGUCGACCCUAAAGACUGUCAAAGGCGUUAGAGUUAACUGCAUCGGCGAUAUUGAGAAAUGUUACAGACCGAAAUACGAACCCGUCGAGAUCCCCUUCAACGACCCAAUAUUCUCAAAAAACAUCCGCUCUACCUCCGAUAUAACCGCCCGUCUCGGGAUCCCCCUUUUCACCCGCCAAUGUCCCCAAAACCCUAUCUGGGCGGACUCAACAGGGUCAUCUAGUGGAUUGGGGUUCGCCUCAAACCAAGAAGCGGCAUUCCUUCACCUCUCAUGCAACCCAAACGAAGCGUUCGAUCCUAUCGCCGGUGGAACAUUUGGAUUUGGAUGGGCUCCUCAGAAAUGGCAAUAUACCCCCGGAAGCUUUGUUGCCGUCCGCCAGGAUAAAAAGCCGUUGGAUCCGGUGCACAUGGAAGCUUUGUGUAGAUAUUGUAUCGAUCAUGCUCAACCGCUUUUUGGACACAAUUGUGGAGAAUAUGCGCCGGAUGAACCGUUGAGUAAACAGGCUGUGUUGAGCAUGAUUUGUAGACCGACUUUUUCGAUUUAUUGGUAUAAGAGGUUUACGCCGGAGCUCCACAAGAAGGGUAGUCGUAAUUAUGCAUCCAUUACGAGUUUGUAUGAAGCUUGA